AUGAUGGAAGCUUGGGUGGCCUGUGACUGGGAGCUGGUGCCCACAGGCUUGAAGGCCUUGGGUAACGAUAUUGAAGCACCAGUUGGCCAAGUGGAGAAGGGUGUUCAGGUCUCAGGUUAUUUUCCAGGGGUCACCGUGGACCACGUGGCUCACUGCUACAUGAACUUCAACGACCGUGCUGGCUGGGAUAGGCAGAUGGAUGGCUUCAAGGUGCUGCAGCAUGGCGAGGGCAAUGACCUCAUGCACACGGUACUUCACUCACCCCCAUUGUCGGAUCGUGACUUCUUGGUGUGGCACAUCGUUCUUCGCCACACCAAUGGAAAGGGCCUGAUGUUCUAUAGCCGGUCUGCAGACGACAGCUUCUAUCCUCCUGGUCGUGCAGUGAGGGCCAUGCAGUAUAUCGGUGCUCAUCAGUUGAUUCAAGAUUCAGGCUGCAGUGGGGUGACCUUUACCACAAUCACUGCAGUCGAGCCUUACAUCCCGUUUCUCCCAAGGUGGGUGAUGAGCCUUUUGCUGCCGUCUGAGUUCAAGCGUUGGCGGAGUUCUGUGUUGCGACGUUGCAGCGAGCUGCGUGGUCAGAGGGUACCGUGCACUGGGCUUUUUACUUUGGACACACCAGAGGUCAAGCCGGUUCUGAUGGAUGUUUAUAGCACCUACCGACGCUGCACGCUCCGAUCCAAGCGCCUGGCUGGAAGCUACUGGGCGCUCACUGGAUCGUGCUUGCCUCUGAUGGAGUGCUAUUCGCACGAUUCGCAGAAGAUGAAGAUGUACAACCAAAGUCUUUGUGUGGAGUUGCCCUGGCUCGAUGCUGUUGAGAUCUCAGCCACUCGGGGCUUUUUGGCCACCUACAUCCAGGAGACCCUUUUAUUUGGGCGCCCUGCUUUGCAGCAGUUGGGCACAGGUCAGAUAGCGCAUCAGGGUCAACAAAAGGUGCGCAGUCAAGCCUUUUAUGUCGGCCAACCGGAGUUGUGGAUUCUGGUCUUGGAGCACAGAUUGAGUUCCAUCACAGGAACGUGGUCCGGUCAAGACCUGAUUGGUUUCUUGCGGCAGGAGCAACUUGAUACUGGCUACAGCCAUCCAAUAGAGCAUGUCGCGCAUGGUUUGCCCAAGGAGGUCAAGACGUGGUUUGGCGGUGCAAAAGAUCGACGCUUGCAGGUCAGACUCUUUGAGCUCUUGCAAGCAGCUGGUGUGACGCUCGAUCAGGAGUGCAGCCGCUGUGCAGAGUUCAACCUCACAGGGGAAGCUGCCAGAUUGCGACGCAUUGGUCUUGAGUUGGAUGUGACGCUCUUCUACUCAAACCUUUGGUUCCUCUGGUCUGACAUCUCAACCUGGUUCUUGCCAAACAAGGAGGUGACGUUCGAGCUGCAAGUGAAAGCACGCGAGCCAGUGGAAGGAGUGCGCACCAUCCGCACAAUUGGGCCUGCGCAAUCCUUCUUCCAAGAUGAGGAAUAUCACAAUCAGACUGCUCGGGUUACUCGUCGCAGUUUUGGCAUCCGCCUGCUGUUCCAUCAGCGAGGUGUUAUAGGUAAGUGGGAUUCCAUGAGUUUAGCUUUCUUUCUGCUACAAAGUUGCACCUUCCUUGGCGUUGCUUGGACGCUCACUGAGUUGCUUUGUACCUUCAUUCCUGUACUUUGCGACCUAUGGGGCUGGCCUCCACCGGCAUGGUUCGAGAGCUUGCAGAGGGCGCAGCGUGACAAGAUCGACUGA
Molecule: messenger RNA, 1707 nt
Organism: Durusdinium trenchii
Lineage: Eukaryota; Dinophyceae; Suessiales; Symbiodiniaceae
Source: the annotation of a GenBank genome assembly